Syngnathoides biaculeatus (alligator pipefish) is the source of this 1620-nucleotide messenger RNA. It is a transcript of the gene c22h10orf90, whose product is annotated as chromosome 22 C10orf90 homolog. NCBI's taxonomy places the organism in Eukaryota, Metazoa, Chordata, Actinopteri, Syngnathiformes, Syngnathidae. The transcript has 7 exons. The record is from RefSeq and is a predicted model, not a curated record. Bases 1 to 1620 code for a protein of 539 amino acids.
AUGGAGGGGGUUAUCCCGAAGUGGUUGUCAUGGCAACAGAAGCAGCAGCAGCAGCAGGUCGGAAUGCCACCGAAGAGCGGAGGAAGGACGAGCGCACGUUGUGAUGGUUUGUUUUGCCUCGAUGUGCACAUUGCGGUAGAUGGCUCGGCGGAGAGGACUCAGCGCAGGACGCGGUGGACACCCGACCGGCCGUCUCCCGUCAUCAAGCAGGUGGCAGACAAGCAAAGGUGCGCUGCUAAGGAGCCGGAAAGACCUGGAAUCUGGCAAGCGCUGAGAAGAGGCUGGAACAGCAACAGACUGUCAGGGACUCGGUCCGGCCAACGCCCCACGGAGAUCCCCGUAGAUCCCCAUCGGGGGUCCUCUCCGAGCAGAAGAACCAGACCGGAAGAGGCCACUCGGAGAACGUGCGCUGAGGAUGUCCGACCUGACUCUGUUCGGCGAGGGGACUGCGGUUCAAAUGUUCCGCAUUUUGAUCCCCGCAGGGAGCCAAUCAGAGUAGAGACAUCUUUGCUACGUAGUCCUGAGGACCAGGUGCCGGAUCCCGCCGACAGAGCGAGCGGCGGAUCGCCUGCGACGGCCUCCUCCCAGCCGUUCAGGCGCCACAGCUUACAGCCGUCGCACAUCCAGACCACGUCUGCCCCGACCACUCUGGUCCCGUGCAACAAAGUGGGGUUCUCGUCCAUCACCAUCUCCAGCCGAAAAGUCGGCCGUUCGGCGAGUCUUACCGCGUCGGACAGGAGGGACGACUCUCUGCCGGCCGAAUCCAUGGACCCGAGGAAGGCCACCAUCGUUAAAGUGACUGAGCAGAGGACCACCGUCACCCACGUGGCCGGGAGCCCCAAAAGAAAGGCCGCAAUUAUCAAAGUGACCGAGCAUAAGGAGACCUACGGUCCGGGGACUCGGUACUGGAACAGGAACGCCAAGCAAAACGGGACCUGGGAGCGCCCGGAUCUCGAGGCUGUAACAACAGAUCCGGUUCCAAAUGGCGACCUCGCCCCCGGUGAAGUUCCCGAGAGGCCGGCUGUCAGGAAAUGGAGCUUGGGGCUCCCCCGGGAGAACCUCCCGGCGGCGACACCGGAGAAAGACCACCAGGAGCCGCUCGCUGGCAGGUGGAGCUCGACUCCGUGCCUCACCCUCAUUCAAACUCCAGACCCUGAGCAGUCCCCGGAGGAGGUCCUGGCGCUAAAUGCGGCCGCCAUCAUCGCAAACAUCAAACUCCAAAGGCAGCUGAGCAAGAAGAAGGCACUUUCGGAGGGGGGAUCCGCCGCCGCCGCCGCCCCGCAGGGAAAUACGGCGGCGGCGGCGGCGGCGGCGGACGAGGGGCAACGGGCUGAGGUGAACUGUGACCUUCCGGACCGGGACCACCCUCGGGCGGAACCCGCCCCGCCCGCUCCUGACCUUCAAACGUCACCUCAGGCGCUUUCGCUCCAGGAAGCUCUGCAGAGGGCCAGACCGGGCUUCAUCGCUCGCUCCCAGGAACGCGUGCAGAAGGUGGAGCGGCGGGCGCGGGAGAGGAGGGGCCGCCUCGGAGCAGGAGGCCCGCCAACGGACGCUCCACGCCGCAACGAUAAUCUGUUGAAAUCCAAAGAGGGAGGCAAACGCUUCAUUUCCAACCGGUGA